Messenger RNA from Lachancea sp. 'fantastica', 765 nucleotides. The record is from the annotation of a GenBank genome assembly. NCBI's taxonomy places the organism in Eukaryota, Fungi, Ascomycota, Saccharomycetes, Saccharomycetales, Saccharomycetaceae.
AUGAGCAACCCAAACUAUACGGCUCGCCACUAUGGAGAGCGUGCCCGCGACUAUGUGGACAGUAAGGUACACAGUAUGGGCCCCGAUUUAAAUAAGCUGGAAUCCUUGGUUACCAGCAACAAAUUUGGGAAAGUCUUGGAUCUAGGAUGUGGCGGUGGACAUGUCAGUUAUUGUGUGGCCGCUCAUGUGGGCCAAGUGGUGGCAUGCGACGUUACGCAGGAAAUGCUGGCUAGCGUUAAGCAAGAAGCCGAAAAACGAGACUUGAAAAAUGUCACCACCGUUCAGGCCUAUGCAGAAAAACUGCCAUUUGCAGAUGGAGAGUUUGAUGCGGUCUUUUGUCGGUUUACAACUCAUCACUGGGAUGAUGCCAUGGCCGGAUUACGUGAGGCACGCCGGGUUUUGAAGCCUGCUGGAAUAGCGGUUUUCAUCGAUGUGGUCGCUCCCGUGUCGCCGCUAUAUGACACUUGGCUCCAGACUGUGGAAUUGCUGCGGGACGUUUCUCACACCCGCGAUUUUUCGGUUGCAGAAUGGGCCACAUUGCUGGCCAGUGCAGGGUUUGUUAUCGAGUCUACAGGCACGCAUCGUGUGCGCAUGGAAUUUCAAACAUGGAUCACACGGACCAAGACUCCCACAGAACGAGUUACGGCCAUUAGGUCUCUACAAAAAUGCGCACCAUCCAGCGUGGUGCAAUUUUUUGACAUCGAGAGUGAUGGGAGCUUCAAACUCGAUGUUACGACUUUCACCGUGAAGGUCAUAAACAACUAG